Messenger RNA from Ostrinia nubilalis (European corn borer), 1416 nucleotides. RefSeq lists its product as uncharacterized. NCBI's taxonomy places the organism in Eukaryota, Metazoa, Arthropoda, Insecta, Lepidoptera, Crambidae. The transcript has 3 exons. The coding region runs from base 1 to 1416 and encodes 471 amino acids. The record is from RefSeq and is a predicted model, not a curated record.
AUGGUCUGCCAAUUUUCGAACGAGGCAGCGUCGCUUCGCGCCGAGCUGGGCUCGCUGCGCGCCGCGGCCGACGAGGCGGAGCGCGCCAAGGAGGGCCUGCGCGCCGACAACACGCGCCUCACGCACCGCAUCUCCUACCUCGAGGACCAGGUCGCCGAGAUGCGAGCCAGCCACACACAGCUUCAACCGGUGAGCAGCAACGACAGCUGCAUAACAGUGAACAAGACCAAGAAGAACGUCACCAACAUCAACAUCACCUCCGAGCCGCCGGCCAAGUGCAAGCAGAGCCCCAAGUCCGAGGUGCAGGUGUUCCAGAAGGGGCCCGACAUCACCGCCAUCGUCGCCAAGCUGCCCGGGCUUGACGGCGCCGAGGCCAACCUGCCGCUUAUGAGGCCCAGGUCUAACGCGUCCGGCGCGUCGCCUCCACCGAACCACAGGUCGCACAGCUCCCACAGCCUCGAGCAUCGCGCGGGCCGCAUGCGACACUCGCUCUCCCACCACUGCAUCCACGGCGCCGUCGACUACAGCGCCGAGACCGACGCCGCGAUCCGGAUGAUCGAACGCAACCAAAGACACAUAGAAAAACAGCGCAUGAAGUCCGAACGGCUGAGCAGGUCCAAGGGCGAGGAAUACUUUAGAUCCGACAGUGACCUCGACGUGCGGGAUUCCCACUCGAACGUCGGCGCGUGCGACCCCCGGCAUUAUGAAAUCAAGAAGGCCGCGGAUCGAAUAGAGGAGAGCAUCAAGAAGACCAACUGGGCCGAACGGAAGACGCUCUCGAUCAUCGAGCAGCUGAAGAGGUCCCAGAGGAUGCGGAAGAUGAAGAAGAACGACAGCGCCGAGGACGUCCAGGUGGUCGAGACGGAGAAACACUACAUGUACCACAGGAUAGACGGCAAAGUUCUGGAGAACGCGCACAAGUCCAGCCGGAGGUCGUCGAAACUGCACUCGCGGAGCGCGAAGUCGUCCGAGUUCGAGUCGGAGUGCUCCGACUUCCCCAACGGCGACGUGUACGGCAGCUCGCCGCGGAUCGACUACGGCUCCGAGAGCUGCUCCACGCGCGCGAGCCACUACAAGAAGCACGACGAGCGGGACGCGCGCUGCCGGCCCACGCCGCCUCGCAAGCCGCUGCGGCUGUCGCUGCACAAGGCUCGCAGCGCGCACUCGCUCGUCAACGGCGGCGAGUCAGACGCGGCGAGCAGGCCGCCGUCGGAGGCGCGCGAGGACAAGCGGCCCGUGAAGCGCUCGCACGCGGCCGAGCGCUGGUCGCGCGAGCGGCUGCGGGACCCGGCGCGCGCCACGCCGCGGCCCGCGCGCAAGCUGCUCCACGGGCUCAGCGCGCCCGCCGCCGACGACCUGUAUCCAGACCACCACGCGCCGCGCGCGUCUCUUGUGCACGCCGGCAAGUGGUGCUAG